Molecule: messenger RNA, 1677 nt
Organism: Arctia plantaginis
Lineage: Eukaryota; Metazoa; Arthropoda; Insecta; Lepidoptera; Erebidae
Source: the annotation of a GenBank genome assembly
AUGGAGGAGAAAAAAACCGAAAAGAAAUCACUGAAUAGCCUCAUAAUUCACCCAGAUAUUGAGCCAGGCGUAAUAGAUAAUGCUAUGCUUAUACGCUGCAUUCUGGACUAUGGUCCUACUGAAGAAGCUGGGAGAUUAUUUGCUGAGGAAGGUGUACAUUUAGAUGAGGCGACGAUAGUUCGUCUUGAGUUUCAGAAUAUUCUCCGGAUUGACCAUCUAUGGAUGCUGACUUCACUAACUAAAUUAACUUUAGCUCACAACCUUAUAGAAAAAAUUGAGAAAUUGGAAUUACUAACUAGUCUGAAUGAGUUAGAUUUAUCUUUUAACAAAAUAGAAAAGAUUGAAAACUUGGAAACUUUAGUUAACUUAGAAAUAUUAACUUUGUUCCAUAACAGAAUAAGAAAGUUAGAAAAUAUGGAGACUUUAGAGAAUUUGUUGGUGUUCAGUAUUGGGGAUAAUUUGAUAGAAGACUUUAAGGAGAUGGCGUACCUGCGCAGAUUCCGUAAACUGCGUGCGGUCAGCUUUAAAGGCAAUCCUUGCUGCGAUGACCCAAUGGCGUAUCAGUUUCUCAAUGCGGGUCUACCUCGGGUCACCUACCUCGACUAUAGAAUUAUCACUGACCAACAAAGGGAAGAUGGAAGAGCACUAUUUAGGGGUCUGCUCCGUAAGAUGGAUGAAGCUGAUGAAAUAUCCGAAAAACAAAGGCUUGCAAAGGAAGAAUACGAAUCACAAGUCAAGUUUUAUGCUAUGUCCUUUGUCGAAUACCUCAGUGGUUCUGAACUGUUAGAGAGAAUGUUUGAUAAAGAUCCUGAUGGCACUAUAUUGUUGUCCUUUGGAGGCGAAUUAAUACCUUUUUAUGAACAAUACAAAGAGCUUUACGUGGAAGUCAUGGCCGAUUUAGUGGAAUUUGCGCAGCAGGCAACAACAGACAGACAGGAGGAAAUAAGGCUUUUUAAAGAGCUUGUCGUCUCCGCCUUGGAGGCCAGCGUACAAAAGAGUAAAGACAAGGUAGGCGAAUACGAGGUGAAUAAAAAGCCUUUUAUUGACAAAAUGAAUGAGCAUAUGACGAAGUUCAAAGCAAAGCAGAUCACUAUAGAGCAGCUAGAGCCAAUAAUUAUAGACCUCGGUGAACGGUACAACGAUCUAUUAUAUGAUCUAUGGAAAAAUCUUAUGACAAUUGAGAUGCAGUUAUUUGAACAGUGCGAGGAGUCCCGAGUACAGUUUGCAGUGAACAUGACGGAGAAGAUAACGAAGCUACUAGAAGUCUCUCGAAACGCUUUCGGUGCAUGGCGGGAACACGACGGUACUUGGUCGAUGAGGCAGUUUGAAACAUUAUCCAAACAUUUGGGUAAUAAGAACAUGCUUAUUGACGCAUCGCCUGAAUUGUACGAGGCAAUGAUGGACCGUGAUCAUAUGAUGAACUUGGUAGCGCAAUCAUCUGAUAACCACAUGAGAUUUAUAGAUGAACGUGAAGAUCUCCUGACUUCGCGGGCGAACCAUUGGCGGGACGAACUAGUGCAGGGGACUACCGAUAACGAGAUUAAGCGCAAUAGGGACAGGAUACUAGAGAUUAACUACUACUUAGACAAUCAGCGCGAGGAGUGGACUGAUUUGCAAAUGGCACUGAACGAAUCUGUUGAUCCCGAAACCGCAGCAUUGUUGGGCGACGAUUUUUGA